Messenger RNA from Molossus molossus (Pallas's mastiff bat), 462 nucleotides. It is a transcript of the gene RNASE13, whose product is annotated as ribonuclease A family member 13 (inactive). Gene Ontology annotation, molecular function: nucleic acid binding. The coding region runs from base 1 to 462 and encodes 153 amino acids. The record is from RefSeq and is a predicted model, not a curated record. NCBI's taxonomy places the organism in Eukaryota, Metazoa, Chordata, Mammalia, Chiroptera, Molossidae. The transcript has a single exon.
AUGACACCUGCUGUGGCCUGGCUCCUGUUCCUCCAGAUUGUUCUAGGACAAACUAUAUUUAUGGACUCUAGACUGAAGGCUGCCAUCAAGAACUUUCGCAACUUACACAUGGACUAUCCCAAGCUUAGUUACCCACAGGAUUUCCAGGGCUACUGUAAUGGUCUGAUGGCCUAUGUACGGGGCAGGCAGGAAAGCUGGCAUUGCCCAGUGAAGCAUUACGUAAUACAUGCCCCCUGGACAACCAUUCGCAAGUCCUGCAGUCACUGUGAGAACUUCUGUGAGAAUUAUAAUGAAUACUGUACAGUCACCCAGGAGGCCUUCCCCCUUACAAUCUGCUCUCUGUUCCCCAAACAGCCACCCACCAGCUGCCUCUACAAUGAUACCCUAAUCAACCGAAGGCUCUACCUUCUCUGUUCCCAAAAGUACGAUGCUAUACCGAUAAGUAUCAUUGGCAUCUACUAG